AUGCAACUAGAAUGUAUAGAGUUGCUAAAUGUACUUACUGAAGAACAAACUAUAGAAGCCUAUGAAAUGAUAGAUAAAACUAUAAAAAACCUUAGUUUUGAUAACUCUCAAGACUUAGAAUAUUUUUUAGAAGUAUUAAAUUGA
Molecule: messenger RNA, 144 nt
Organism: Scutellospora calospora
Lineage: Eukaryota; Fungi; Glomeromycota; Glomeromycetes; Diversisporales; Gigasporaceae
Source: the annotation of a GenBank genome assembly